UGGCUGUGGGCCGCUGCAGGGCAACACCCCGGCGUCCCUGGAAGCGGGGAGCGGGGCAGCCGGGGUGGUGCUGGGAAGCUGUGCAGAGACGGGAGCCCUCGCCCGGAGCCUCCGCCUCGGGGACCGGCCUGGAGCCCAGACCAGCCAUGGCUGGAAGACCCAUCCGCAUAGGAGACCAGCUGGUCCUGGAGGAAGACUAUGAUGAGACCUACAUCCCCAGUGAGCAAGAAAUCUUUGAAUUUGCCAGAGAGAUAGGUAUUGAUCCCAUCAAGGAGCCGGAGCUGAUGUGGCUGGCCCGGGAGGGCAUUGUGGCCCCCCUGCCUCAUCAGUGGAAGCCAUGCCAGGACAUCACAGGUGACAUUUACUAUUUUAACUUUGCCAAUGGGCAGUCCACGUGGGACCAUCCAUGCGAUGGGCACUAUCGGAACUUGGUGAUCCAGGAACGAGGGAAGCUGUCAUCUUCUGGGGCCGUUAAGAAGAAAGAGAAGAAGAAGAAAAAGGAAAAGAAAGACAAGAAGGACAAAGAGACCCCCAGAAGCGCCAUGGACACACCGCCUGAGCAGGGACUUCUGCCUUCCUCCUCUCUCCCACCUGGGCUUGCUGAUCUGGAUCUAGACCAGGACACGCAGGCUAGAAAUGAGGGCUCCUUUCAGAGAGGGAAGAGUCCGUGCAUGCUGGGGGACACCCCCUGGGCCCUCCUGGGCACCCCGCCCAGCAAGCUGCAGCCGCUCUCCAGAGGCCACGCUUCCCGAACCCACCAGCUCUUUGCCAACAUGGAGAAGAUCUUAGGCAGGGCCCCAGCCCAGUGCAGGACAGAAUUAGGUGAUCAGCAGGGUCUGGAGAAACCCCAGAAGCUGGCUGAGAAAAUCUACCUGGGGUUUUCAGACCCUGAGAUAGAAGAGCUGGAAAUGAGGACCAAACUCAGCGCUCUGGGCUCCGAGGACAGCGGGCCCCUCCAGAACGGGCAGGAGGUGUUAGAAAGCAGGAGCCAGGCCUCCGUGCACUCCAGGCUCUCUGAAACCAGCAAGGGCCCACAGCUGGCAGGGUUGCAGCACAGCACUGGCCCCGCGGGGGACAAAUGCCAGAGCCCCAUUUCCUCCACGUCCUCCGAGGGGCACCCCUCGCUGUCCCCUUGUUCUUCGGACCAGAUGCUGCCCGGCAGGCAGUGCCAGCUGCUCUUGUUGGACAGUGGCCCCGCUGAAGGCCUGCGCUGGCAAGGUGUUUCUGGGGAAGGGGCAGGUGUGGGCUGGGGAAGGAGGAGGCGAGAGCCCCCGGGGCUGUGGAUGGGACAGGUCUCCAAGCUUGUCGACAAGGACAGCCCCGGGAGCUGCAAGGAAGCAGCGCCCACUGACCCUGGGGAUCUCGGGGCUUCAGCGGGAGAUCCAUGCCAGGCGCUCUUCCAAAUACCACCUGACACUCCGGCAUCAGAGCCAGCCCAGAGUGCCCCUUCAGGGAGUGCCAGUGAGAGGAGACAGCCUCUAGUGUGUCCAGAGCCCGCCGAAGAAGACAGGAGGCCCAGUGAGUGUGAGCCUGACUUAGAGAGCAGCGGCAGCAGUGGCCUGGCUUCUCCCCUCGGCUCUCAGGUCAUGGGCGAAGUGAAUAACUUCCCGUGGGACCUGCAGAGCUCUCAGGGGUCCGGGCGGGGUGGGGGUCAGUCAGGCCCCGGACCCAGAGGGCUGCCCUCCGGCCCCUUCCUGGUGCCCCAGUUGCCCCGCCUGCAGAGCUCUGCUGAGGAGCAGUCAGAGAGCGAAGACUAUUCUGAGGACCAGAGGUUCUACCAGCACAUCCUGCAGAUGGCCAAGAUCUCCCGGCGGCUGGAGGGCCUGGGGCUGCCCGAGAGCACGCAGGAAAGGCCGUGCAAAGACCUCGCCAGCGUGGUCUGCGGCAUGGCGGCCGAGUCUUCCCGGCUGUCUAGUAUGGGGGAGUACGAGGCCAUCAGAGCCCUGGAGAGAGACUCCAGGUUUCUGGCUUGGGGACCAGAGCAGCUGGAGCAUCCUCAGGAGGGGGCCCUGGCCCUGGCCCUGGCUGGGCAGGAGGCCGCUCCGCAAGCCAGUUUCCCGCCAAGCAGCAGCCCUCUCAGGCAGGCGCUAGUCGAGCUGAGCACCAACGAAAGGCUCGCUGUAGAGCCAGGCCAGAUGCAGCUUCUCCACCAGGCCCUGGGCUCCUCUCUAGCCCCAGUCCACGUUCCCCUUGGGGGCCUGGCUCCCUUACGAGGCCUCGUGGAUGCCCCGCUCUCUGCUCUUCGUGCCUCUCACAAUGUGAGCUUGGGGAGGUCCAUGGAGUCUGGUCAGCUUGGAGAACUCACGCUGCCUUUGCAGGGUCUCAGGACUUCUACUCAUAUGCAAGGUCUCUUGGGCUCCAUCCAUGAGGACAAGAAUGCUCUCGGCCUCUUGGCUUUAGGGGAGGAGACCAGCGAGGAGGAGGCGGAGAGUGAUAACCAGAGUGUCCGCAGCUCAAGUGAGCUUCUUAAGAACCUGCACCUGGACAUUGGGGUCCUGGGGGGCAACUUCGAGUAUGAGGAGUCUCCAGGAACAAGCCAGCGCGAGGAGAAGGCCCUCUCUCCUGACUCGGGUGCUGCCCGCCCCCCGACUCCCGGCAGGCUCUCCGGCCGAGGUGCAGACAGCAGCCUGGCCAGUGCAGGCAGCAGAGGGCGACAGGGAGAAGGGGCGAGUGCCCGGCUCCCAGGAAGAGACAAGAGUCACCAGAGUGACCCUGCGACAACAACGGCCACGAGUCUGGUGGGCCCUGGGGGCGACCAGCCCGCCAUGUCCAGUAAGAGAGACGCACCCCAGGACCCGGCUGCAGCGGGGGAGGCUUCCAGGAAGGAGGAGGCCGCAACGGAGCCGGAGGAGGAGGCCCCUGUCCCGGGAGAGAGCGGAUCAGACGCCAGUGACGCUCUGGAGAUCAGUGAACACGUGAAGGAGCUACAGGGCUCAGACUCCGAUGCCUCCAACUCCAAGUCCCUCCUUGGCCUGGACUUUGGUUUUCGCAGCCGGAUCUCAGAGCACCUGCUGGAUGUGGACGUGCUUGCCCUGGUCCCGGAUGGAGCCCGCUGGCCGGCCCAGAGGCUGGGAGGAGAAGACCAGGACAACAGCCAGUCCAGCCACGAUGAGCUGCAGAGCAAACGGUCCCAAGGCUCCGAGAGGGUGUCCCCUUCACUUCUGUACGGGGAGCGGCUUGGAAGUUCCCGGCACAGCCAGGCCACUGUGAAAGGGCCUCUGCAGGCCCCUGCUGGGCUGUCUGAGCGGCGGGGGACACAGGAGCCCCCGGAGCACUCUGCACGCAGCCCCCUCCCGCCCAAGUGUCCUCACAGGGAUGAAACCCCAAGUCCACCUGCCUCCUGCAAGAGUGGUGAGGCGCCGUGCCCCCAGGCCGAGGAGCCCGAGGAGCCCAAGGAGAAGGUGGUGGCCAGCCCCACCCUGCCUGUCUCUCCGGAGGGGCGAUCUCCAGAGCUCGUGGCUCUCCCAGAGCAGCUCCCAGAGGCCACCCGGAAGGCCAUGGAGGAGGCGGUGGCUCAGGAACUGGAGCAAGAGCAGAGGCGGCUCCUGGAACUGAAGCGGGAAAAGGUGCAGCAGCUGCGGCAGAGGCUGCGGCAGGAGGAGGAGGAGGAGGCGCUUCAGCUUCGACAGCGGAAAGAGGAGUCUCUGAGGCUCCUGCAGGAGCAGCUGCAGAAGGCCACUGAGGAGGAGGGGACUCAGCUGAGAGAGGAGGAGAGCCGGAGGCUGGCCCGGCUCCGGGCCCAGGUCCAGUCCAGCGCAGAGGCAGAUGCGGACCGAAUCAGGGCCGAGCACCAGGCUUCCCUGCAGAGGCUGAGAGAGGAGCUGGCGGCCCUGCAGGAGGCCGAGAGGGCCAGCUUGGAGCAGGGCAGCCAGCGUGUGCUGGAGCGGCUCCGGGGAGAGAUGGAGGCUUCGGAGAGGAGAGAGCAGGCUGCCCUGAAUGCCGAGAAGGAGAAGGCCCGGCAGCAGCGGAGGGAGCAGCUGGAAGGGGAGAGGAAAGAGGCGACAGCAGCGCUGGAGACAGAGCACAGGGCUGAGCUGGCGCGGCUCCUGUUCUCCCUGGAGGCCAAGCACAGAGAGGUGGUCUCCAGCCUCCAGAAGGAGGGAGGGGAAGCCCAGCAGAAAGAGGAGGCCCAGCAGCAGGAGAGCCUGGGGUGGGUGGAGCGGAGAGCUCGCCAGCUGCUGGAGUACGAGCAGGAGCUCAGUGGGCUCCUGAGAGAGAAGCGCCGGGAGGUGGAACGGGAACACGAGGGGAGGAUGGACAAGAUGAAGGAGGAGCACCGGCAAGCGGUGGCGGAGGCCAGGGAGCAGUAUGAAGCCGAGGAGCGGACACAGCGGGCCACGUUGCUGGGGCACCUGACUGGGGAGCUGGAGCGCCUGCGCAGGACCCACGAGCGGGAGCUGGAGGCCGCGAGGCAGGAGCAGGCCAGGCAGCUGGAGGGCCUGGGGCUCCGGCACCGGGAGCAGGAAAGGAAACUCCAAGAUUUAGAGGUGGAGCUGGAAACCAGAGCCAAAGAGGUCAAGGCCAGGUUGGCUCAGCUGGACGUUCAGGAAGUCACAGCCACCCAUCAACACCUGGAAGAGGCAAAGCAGGAGCACAUGCACCUGCUCGAGUCCAACCGGCAGCUCCGAAGAAGUCUGGGCGAGCUGCGGGCCCAGAAGCUGGAGCUGGAAGCCCAGGUGGACCAGCUGCAGGCCCAGGCCAAGGGGCUGCAGAAAUGCAUCAGUGACCUGGAGGCUGAAGCUCAGAGGAAGCAGGAGGUGCUGAAAGGGCUGGCGGUCGAGGCGAGCAGUGCUUCCCCCUGUUGUGAGCCAGACCUCCACGUCGAGGACCUGAAGACACCCCCUGGCACCAAGCAGACCAAAGAGGCACCCCCUUCUGUCUCGCAGAGCCCGGAGGUCGCCGACUCAUCCUUGGACAGCUUCCGGCACUACCUCUCUGCCGAGGGCGUGGCUCUCCGCAGUGCCAAGGCCUUCCUGGUGCGGCAGACGCGCUCCAUGCGCAGGCGGCAGGCAGCCCUGAAAGCCGCCCAGCAGCACUGGGGCCACGAGCUGGGCACCGCCCCGGAUGCGCCCGAGGACCUGCUGGGCACUAAGGCCCUGGGCGAUGACGUGCGCAAGGGCCUGGAGGAGGAGGCCAGGCAGCUGGGCGAGAUGCAGUCUGCCAUGCGGAGAGGCCACGACCUGCUGCAGAGGAAGGAGGAGAAGCUGAGUGAGCUGGAGGCCUCUCUGCGGGACGAGGCUCUAGAUGAGGACACUCUGAGAGGGCCCCCCACCAAGAAAGUGGUGACCUUUGACCUCAGCGACACGGAGGACACUAGCAGUGGAAGCUCAGAGUCCUGGCCCCUGCCUCAUGGCAGCCCGGCCAGCCCCGCCUUCCCCGACAAGAUCCGGUGCUUGGACAGCUCCCUGCGGCACAUCAGCAGCCAGCUGCACCAGGUCCUCAGCCUGCUGGGCGUCCUGGGCACCCAGCCGCCCCAGCUCCUCACUUCCACCCCGGCCCCGACCCCGCCCCCCUCCCUCCGGAGGGCCCCCACCCAGUGGGCCUGGGACCCGGGGCUGGGCCCCAGGCUCUCCUCCUCCGCCACUCAGGCCAUGGACGACUUCCUGGUGGAGAAGUGGCGCAAGUACUUCCCAGCCGGGAGCCCCAGCCUCCGCAGCAGCCCGGUGCCCUUGGAGGACAGGCUGGGCUACGUGUCUGCCAGGGAGCAGCUCCGCCUCCUGCAGCCCCCCCACUCCCGCGUCCCCGAGGUGGGCAGCGCCAGUCUGCAGGGCAUGAUCGAGGCUAACCGGCGGUGGCUGGAGCGCUACAGGAAUGACCCCAAGUUGCAUCUGUUCUUAGUGCCCAAGCCAGCAGCCUCGGGCCUCCUGCAGCUGAGCCUGGAUGAGAACAACAGGCUGCAGGUGAACCGCUACUGAGGCUCGGGCGGCCGUGUGGGCCCCGCAUCGCCUGCACCCGGGCCCGGGGCCGCGGAGGGGCCGCACCCGCUGCCUCGGAGGAAGCUCUGCAGCGGGGGAAGCGGGCUGGGGGAGAGGACGGCAGAGCUGGGAGCUAGGAGCCACCUGCAGCGACCUCAAGCGGACUGCGGGGUGACCGUGGGGCGUCUGUGAGCCGCUGUGGGGAUAUGGCAGCGCUGAUGUGGGGCCCCCGGGACAUGGGCACCUUCGGGGAGGGGGCAUCGCCGGCGUUGAUGUCAGAGGCCCAGGGAUCCCUGUGGAGCGAGGUGAGCCUGCACCGGCCUGCAGGGCUCCGACAGUGCCAUGCGCGGUCCUCGCUCCAUGAGCAAGGCCCCCGCGUCCUGUGUCCGGUGCCCUGUGCCUGGGACGCUGUCUCUCCAAUACCUCAGCACAUGAGCUCAGGCCAUUUCUCUCUUUUCUCCUCCUUCCCUUUUUUAAAACGUCCCCUUUCUUGAGUUCUCUGUUUCUCCUUUUGACUAUCUCAGGAUUGGGCCCAGCCCUGCCCGGGGGUGCUGGGGCCCCCCUUCCCUCGGCCGCUCUGUGCUGUCCCCAGGGCACCCUGCCCUUUGCUGGGCUCCGCGCAGAGCCCUCCCCGUGGCUUCUCAGGUCUGCAGCACACAACUCAGUGAGAGCCGCCCAGGAAAGCCGGGAUGGCUCUGGUGCUCUCGCCUCUCACCCCUGGGUGUAUCCACUUGUGCUUGUUUCUAGCUGUUUUCUGCUGUGCCCACCCUGCUCAGCCGGGAGACUCGGUCUAAGGAGGUGGGGGCAGGGCCGGAGUGGGGCCUUAAAGGGAGGGGUCUUGUGCCCCAGGAGCCACUGCCGAUCUGCACAGCCCUCUGCAUCCCUCUCACAGCGGCCCCCGGGGGUCCCCAGACACGUCUCUGACAUCUGUCUCGGUGUAAAGAAAAGAACAUUCCCUUCUUGCCGGGAAGGCUGUGGGGUUGCCCUGGCCUCUAUGCAUGGAGACCGACUCUCAGCCCUCCCGCCACGAACUUCUUAGUCCCGGAAUAAGAAACAAGACCUGAUGGCUUUUAUCCAUCCUGCGUGCUCAGCUCCGUCUGCCACACAGGAAAAGGUCCGUGGCUGAUCCUGUGGGACUAGCGUAUGUGUUGCACCGUCUCUGUAACCCGCCUGUGUUCGUACAUCAAUUAAAUCUCUGCUGGUCCAUUU
Myotis myotis is the source of this 7124-nucleotide messenger RNA. It is a transcript of the gene CEP164, whose product is annotated as centrosomal protein 164. NCBI's taxonomy places the organism in Eukaryota, Metazoa, Chordata, Mammalia, Chiroptera, Vespertilionidae. Bases 147 to 5915 code for a protein of 1922 amino acids. The record is from RefSeq and is a predicted model, not a curated record. The transcript has 32 exons. Gene Ontology annotation, molecular function: protein binding.